AUGCCGCGAAAGCGCCUUCAAAAACAAAGCUUUGCCAUACACCAGGACACAGACCAAGCUGCCCAGGUUCCCGACUCCAAGAAGCAGGCCCAAUUCCUAAAUGACGACGACAACAUCAUCCGAACACUGACUCCUGCCUCGACCGGCUCCAUCAAUAGCAUGCAAACUGCAUCGCGGAACAUUGUGGCCAAGCACGCCCUCGGCCGCACGGCGACCAUCCGCAGCGUGCCCAGCUUCGACAGCUCCGAGUCCAGCCCCGAGGUCAAACAGAGUCCCUUCUCCAGCAGCACAAACAGCAACACGAGCGCCGCCUCGACCGCCCUCGGGGCCCUCGACCACAACAAGGCGGCCAGCCGGUCCGCCGCAUCAACCGACACCCACACCACAGCCACACCGAGCCGCUGGAGCGCCAACGGCGUCCGCGUAAUAGAGCCUCAGCAGCAAGGGCAGCUGCCCCACGACAGCUCGGUGCUCUCCGAGUCGACGGACACGGAGAAUGGGCACUGGGAUUCCACCAUUGGCAAGGCCGGCCUCGGCAAGACCGGCCGCGUCAUCAACCGGCUCGUCAGCGACAAUGACGCCCUGAAACGAGACAUCAAGAUUGAGCGCCUGCGCGCCGAGGAGGCGAAGCAGGCCGCCAAGCUGAUCGAGGACAAGAUGGAGCGCAUGGUCAGCGAGUACGAGGGCCGGCUGCUCGAGGCCAACGUAACCAAGACGCUGCUCGCCCGCAAGGAGCGUCAGGUCGAGUCCCUCACCGCCGCCGUCGACGUCGAGCGCAAGAAGACGCAGGCCGCGCUCGACUCGGAGCGCACCUGGAAGGCCGAGAUGCAAAAGGUGCGCGCCGACGCCAAGGCGCACGUCGAACAGGCCACAACGCACGCGCAGCUCAUGGAGGGCCGCUACAACGCCAUCUCGUCGCACUGGCGCGAGCAGGGCGACCAGGUCAAGCGCGCCGUCACCAAGAUGCGCGCCGAGAUUGCCGACGUCGUCGACGAGCGCCAGCGCGACGACGACAAGAUCCAGACGCUCCGCGACCUCUGCGAGCAGCAGGACGGCAACAUCAAGGAGCUGCGCCGCGAAAAGGACGACAUGGCGCGCCUCUUUGCGCAGUACAAGCAGACGCAGGACGACGACCUGCGCGACAUCCGGACAAACGCCAAGAAGCGAGAGGACGAGCAGGAGAGGAUGCUGGCAGAGGCGAAGGAGGCGCUGCAUAAGCUGAAAUGGGCCCUCAACGUCAAGAGUAACGUCAAGGGCGCGCAAUAA
Akanthomyces muscarius is the source of this 1266-nucleotide messenger RNA. RefSeq lists its product as uncharacterized. NCBI's taxonomy places the organism in Eukaryota, Fungi, Ascomycota, Sordariomycetes, Hypocreales, Cordycipitaceae. The record is from RefSeq and is a predicted model, not a curated record. The transcript has 2 exons. The coding region runs from base 1 to 1266 and encodes 421 amino acids.